AUGCAUCCAAUCGCCUACAUUCGGCGGCAAGACCCAGAUUGCAGUUGUGACCUGGGGCUUUACGUCGACGACUCCACCAAUUUCGACCUGACACAGCGAUACAUUGUUGUAACAAUACUCGGUGUUUCCAUAUACAACUGCGUGGAGCUUAUCCCGUUCAUCUUCGCCACGUUCAAGAGGUACAAGGGCUUGUACUUCUGGAGCCUCCUGGUGUCCAUUCUUGGCAUCCUCAUGUCCAAUGUGUCGAACCUAGUUUCCAACUUCUACCCGAACCCCCCUCGCCUCCAGGUCGGGCUGAUUGGCCUCGUUGGAUGGGCACUCAUGGUGACAGGUCAGUCCCUGGUUCUCUACUCCAGGCUUGACCUUCUUCCACUUCGCGACAGAACACGACGAUGGGUUCUGCGCGUAAUCAUAUUCAACGCGGUUGUGAUGCAAGUUCCAAUCAUUAUCUUGAACACGGGAUCGAAGUCUGGCCGGCCGGAGAGGUUCCUCCCAGUGUUUUCAAUAUACGAGAGAAUCCAAAUCAUCGUCUUCUUCCUGCAAGAAGUGGGACUCUCGUGUGUCUAUUUGUGGGAGUGCUUCAAGUUUCUCAUCGUCCCAGACAUACCGGUGGCGUGCAGGGUUGAAUCCGGCGGCUUUGGCAAUGGCCCCCAAAAGAAUUCGAGAAAGGUUCUUCUUCAUCUUCUCAUUGUAAGCAUAGCCGUGAUUUUACUGGAUAUAACUGUCAUCGUGCUGGAAUUCUCGGGCUUCCAUCUCAUCCAGAUCAGCUACAAAGAGCUGGCCUACAGCAUAAAGCUGAAACUGGAGAUAUCCGUGCUAAGCCGUUUGGUAAAAUUCGUCCAGUCAAGGCCUAUGGGCAGCAGCGGGAGAAUCACCACACAGGAUGAGCUUGAUGGAGGUCCAGCCAUCCACCAAGCGUUCGAUCCACCUCUUUGUACUUGA
Messenger RNA from Diaporthe citri, 942 nucleotides. RefSeq lists its product as uncharacterized. Lineage: Eukaryota; Fungi; Ascomycota; Sordariomycetes; Diaporthales; Diaporthaceae. Bases 1 to 942 code for a protein of 313 amino acids. The transcript has 3 exons. The record is from RefSeq and is a predicted model, not a curated record.